Molecule: messenger RNA, 1974 nt
Organism: Aspergillus mulundensis
Lineage: Eukaryota; Fungi; Ascomycota; Eurotiomycetes; Eurotiales; Aspergillaceae
Product: flavin-binding monooxygenase-like protein
Exons: 2
Coding region: 1-1974 (657 amino acids)
Molecular function (GO): N,N-dimethylaniline monooxygenase activity; NADP binding; flavin adenine dinucleotide binding
Source: RefSeq, a predicted model, not a curated record
AUGGAGUCUGAGACGCUUGACCUCCUCAUCGUUGGCGCCGGCUGGAGCGGCCUCGCCGCCCUCAAAACCUACCGCCAACUCCACCCCUCCGCGAACGUAUGCCUCCUCGAAGCAGCCUCCUCGGUCGGCGGCGUCUGGGCAAAACACCGGCUCUGGGACGGCCUCAAGAGCAACAACAUGCGCGGGACGUACGAGUACUCUGACUUUCCGAUGGACGACUCGUUCGGCGUCAAGGAGGGACAGCAUAUUCCGGGGCAUGUGCUGCAAAGAUACCUGGAGAGCUACGCGGAGCAUUUCGGUGUGCUCAAGGAUGUACGGCUAAACUGCCGCGUCGAGACCGUGGAGCACAACGAGGAUGCGCAGAGCGACCUCAAAUGGACGGUCCGCUACACCGAUUCUACAUCGGGAGAGGAACAAGAAAAAGAAAUCACCGUGCGCAGCCGCAAGCUCAUUCUUGCGACCGGCGUAACCUCGCAACCGUACCUCCCGCACAUCGAAGGCCAAGAGACCUUCGCUCGCCCGCUCUUCCACACAAUCGAGAUGCCAAAAUACCUCGAGUCCACGCUGCAACAACCCACCAACCGCAUCGCCGUGCUGGGCGGCACAAAGUCCGCCUGGGACGUCGUCUACGCUGCUGCGACAGCCGGCGCCCAAGUCGACUGGAUCAUCCGCGACAAUGGGCACGGACCCUGCUGGAUGGCGCCGCCGUACGUCACGCCGCUGAAGAAGUGGCUGGAGAAGCUGGUGACGACGCGGCUGCUUACGUUCUUCUCUCCGUGUAUUUGGGCCGAGCAGGGCGCCGAAGAUGCGCUCGGCAACAAGGCGCGCGCGUUCCUGCAUGGCUCGUGGCUUGGCCGGAAGAUCACGGACUCGUUCUGGAAAGUGCUGGGUGACGACGUCGUCGCGCUGAACAAAUUCGACUCGACCCCGGAGCUGAAGAAACUGCAGCCGUGGAUCUCGCCGUUCUGGGUUGCGUCUGGUCUAUCAAUUCUGAACUACGAGACGAACUUCUUCGAUCUCGUUACGGAGGGGAAGGUCCGAAUCCAUGUCGACCAUAUAACCCAUCUCUCCGAGGGAACAGUCCACCUCGCAAAAGCCCCCGCACUCGACAAUGUCUCCUCCCUCGUCGUCGCAUCAGGCUGGUCUCCAACACCAAACAUCACCUUCGUCCCAUCGACUCUCCCAUCGCAACUCGGUUUCCCCAACGCCACCGACCCCCUCCCGACAUCUCUCGUCCAAGCCGCAGACACCGAGAUCCUCCGCCGUUUCCCCAAGCUAAACGAACACCCGACGCACAACUCCCCCGAGAAAUACGAGCCCCUAGCGCCCGACGCACAGACCGAAUCCCAGUCUCUGCACCCCUACCGCCUAACGCGCUUCAUGGUGCCUGCAUCAGACCUCGGCCGCGAGCGCAGCGUCGCGUUCAUGGGCGUCGCAAUGACAAUCAACACGCCGCUCCUCGCGCAAACACAAGCCCUCUGGAUCUCCGCGUUCUUCGCCGGAAAGGUCUCGCUCGACUCCAUAGCGACAGAGACGUGCCCCGAGCAUCUUGCGGCCAUCCUAUCCAAAACAACAUCGCCGUCCAUCGACCCGGGCGUCGACACCAAGAAGCCCGCCGUCACAACAACAAUCACGAGCCCAAGCCCCGAGUCCGAGUCGCAGUCCCAGCCCUUGAAUGACAAGCAAGGGAACGGAAACGGCUACUUCAACACCCUCUACGAAACAGCGCUGCACACGCAAUUCGGCGUGCACCGGUACCCCGGCGGUCUGGGCCGCAGAAAUCCGGACUUCGUCUUCGAUGCCAUUCCGUAUGUUGAUAUGCUCCUAAGGGAUCUGGGACUCUGCGGCGCUAGGAAGAAGGGCGGGUUUAAGGAGCGCUGGCUGAGCCCGUAUGGGGUUGAGGAUUAUGUUGGCGUGCUUGGGGAGUGGAGGGAGAGGGAGAGGAAUGGGGGCAAGGAGGUGGAGGAGGUAUGA